Aedes albopictus (Asian tiger mosquito) is the source of this 12288-nucleotide messenger RNA. RefSeq lists its product as uncharacterized. The record is from RefSeq and is a predicted model, not a curated record. Gene Ontology annotation, cellular component: cytoplasm. Lineage: Eukaryota; Metazoa; Arthropoda; Insecta; Diptera; Culicidae. The transcript has 2 exons. Bases 246 to 9710 code for a protein of 3154 amino acids. Gene Ontology annotation, molecular function: protein binding. Gene Ontology annotation, biological process: innate immune response.
AUCAACACAUGCGAUCACCUAUCAAUAUCAGUGUUGUUCGAACUCUUCGCUGUGUGACAAACUCUCACUCGGAACUGUUGAGGAUGUGUGCUGCGAAUUCUGAGAGCAUGUUUCUUUAAAGCCUGGUAAUAUUUUGCCAGUGGACCAUGGUCAUCCAAGACUGGCGCGUUAUGGUGUCAGUUUCGUGAAGAGUGUUGCGAAGAACGGUUGUUUGGUGCUUGGCAGAAACAACAAACAGAUUCGAAAUGGUACAUUUAAAGCAACAUAUGAUAGAUCCGGAAACCACAAGACUUGUGACGUAUGAGAGCAGUAUCAAGUCUGGCACUCACGGCGAAGUGUACCAAAAGCAGCUUGCUCAAAUUCUUAUGCUGAGACUGACACGAGAAGGGAAGGAUUUCCACCUGGCUUACGAGCUGACAGCCGCGGAUAAGUUUGACGAUGUGGUGCUGUACGAUAAGACUGCCAAACAAUGGACUUUUGUUCAGUUAAAACAUGCCGACGGCAAAGACUCAAAGAUAGAUCUCAAUGGAUUGCUCCCACAAACACAUCAGGAGAAAGGAGAUUUCAGUUUGUACAAAUAUUUUCAUUCUUACAUGAUAGUUCGAAACAGGUUCAAAGGCAGACCAAACUUCGUGCUGUUUACCAAUAAGAAACUUGACGAAAAGUUAAAGACAGCUGCAGACUGCUUGACGAUCGAUGAUCAAGAUGUAGAUGAAUAUCUCCGCUUUGCAUCAAAAGGAGCAACCCACAAAGUACUGACACCGACUGAAUCUACAAUUCAAUCAUUUAUAGAAUACGCAAACAAAGAUUUAUAUUCUCUAAAGGACGCUAUCAAGCAACUUUUUACUGAUGGAAUCAUAACAAACGACCUUCAAAAGUACAAUGCCUACUUAAAUGAUAUUUUGAAGCAGUCGAGAAACAAUCAAAUAAGAUUCAAAGAAACCUUCAACGACUCAUUGGUUUUCAUUGCUAAAGUGUACAAAGUGCUUCAACCAGAGCUACACAAUUUUAAACCAAUUGAUAAACCACUAGAACUCAACAUUAAAGAAGAGGAAUAUGGAUCUUCAAAAUACCUGACAGUGGAAGGUCAGGAUUUCGACCACCUAAUUGACGCCAUCAGAAAUCUUUUUCAUAACGGAAUUGUAUCCAAUCAUUUAAAAAAGUAUGAACAUCUACUAGCUUUGAUCCUUACAACGAAUGCUAAUGGCCAGCUAGCAAUCAAAGACACAUUCAAUAAUGAUAUAGUAUGUAGAGCUGAAUUGUAUAAAAUGUUGAAGACUGAAUUGAGUGACCUAAAUAAGGAGAUUACAACGAAACAGAAACUUUUCGAUCGAAAGGAUUCACGGCGAAAAUACCAUUCAAUGGUGUUCUAUGCGGAGGCAUCUGAUGUGAGAGAAUUCUUUGCGUUACUUACAUUAUCUGUGCAUCAACCGGAAGAGUUGGAACCCUUCAUCGUCGAGGAGUUAUACUCGUGGAUGAGAAUGUGGCUGCGACCUGACGUUUUAGGUAAGCUUACCGAAAAUGUUGAUAAAAAUAUGGUGAAGUAUUUGGACGAUCUUUUUGAAGCAACGCUGAAAUGCGAGCAAGGCAAUUGCAAACCAUAUUUGAAUCAACAUUAUAUACAGCAGUAUUGCUGCAAGUUACGGUCGAAAAUUGCAGAAUUUCACCCAGAAUUGAAUGAUACGGAUCUGUUAUAUAUUAACAGGGUGCUUGUAUUUGAACAAGAGAACAUUGAUGCAGCAGAACAUGUAAAAGAUGCUAAAUUGAAUGGAAGCAAAAACUCUGGGAUAGAUCCUACUUCUGGAAGAUUGGUUUCACUUGAUAAUGAUAUGUUAGAAAAUGAUUCUGAAAGAGAUGCUACAAUAUCACUUCCCGACAGAACUUACGAGGAAAUGACCGAUACUCAGUUUGCAAAAAAUCUGAAGCUGAGAUUCGCAAAUUAUCAGUGUUUAGUUUUGACGGCGGAUCCAGGGAUUGGUAAAACUGAGCUUCUCCAAUAUGUUGCCCUUGAACAUCAAAAAUGUAAAUCAGGAGCAGUUUUCUUAUUUUACUUCAACAGAAUACAAGAUUUUGAUUAUAUUUCAAAAGAUAAAUCACCAUUGGAUGUUCUUAAAUCUGGAUUAUCUCCAAAGAAUAUUAAGCUCAUAAAUAACGUUUCGAAAAAUAUGUCAAAUCAUCAUAUUACAAUACUGUUUGAUGGAUAUGAUGAAAUCCAUGAGAAAAAUAGAAAUAGGAUCAACAAUCUGUUUGAAUUCAUAUUGAAAUCAAGCCAUAUUCAACUUAUUGUAAGUGUAAGAAAUCAUGAGAAAAACACAUUGCAGAGCUUUUUAAAGAAACACAAGGUACAUGUCAAAUUCUUUUCUUUGGAGCCGUUUAACAGUGAAAAUAUUAUUGAAUACCUUGCAGAGUCCUGGAAAGAAAAUGCAAAAUAUAAUAUCUAUUCCAAAUUUGUUUCAUAUUCCCAAUUCUUGGUUGAGAAAUUUUAUAGCUUUUGCAGAGUUCCAUUGAUGGUUAAAAUGAUGGCUGAAAUCUACAAGCAACGUUUCCAGCAAUUCAAAGAAACUAGUCUGAUGGAUAAAGACGGCGAAAUAAGCUAUUUGGAAAGAGAAUUCUUAGAAGUCGAGCACAUUUACGAAACUUUCAUAGAAAAAUGUUUACUAGUUAAGAUAGAGGACGCAUGCAAUGGCAUUGGGCAAGUCGACCCAUACAAACAAAUUUUUGAUGGGUUUUAUCUAGACCAUCAACUGCUGGCAAUAGAACAUCUUGAUGUCAGCGAGCUCAAAUUCAUCUUCAAGAACCCAAAGUAUAAGAAAAAGCGGGACUGUUUCCUAGAACGUCAUCUGAACCGGUUUGAAAAAUCCAUUCUUGUAAAAUUUGUUGGCAAUAAAGUGUUUUUUUCACAUUAUUCCUACGCUGAGUAUUUUGUUGCCAAUUUUCUGUGGGACGAAUUCGUUUACUUAAAAAACGUUAUUAAAAAUGUUUUGUCAGUUUUCGCGGGUAUAAGACAUUUUUUUAUCAAAAUAGUUGAAAAAAAUUUCAAUUAUUUCGUUUCAGAUAUCACCCGAAUCACGUCUUUUGUUUCAAAAAAAGUAGUUUUCUGGGCUUGUGAAAGUAAUGCUGUAGAGUUGUUGAAAUAUGGGCUUUCCAAAAAAUUUCUGCUCAGACCAAGGAAGGCCAAAAUGCUUCACAUUGCCAUUAAAAACGGCAGUGACAAAAUAUGUUCCUAUUUGAUGGAUGUCUGUAAAAUACAUCCCGAUGAUAAGUAUGACGGUGAUUUAGUUCCUUUACAUUCGGCCGUAAUACACGGGCAUAGAAAUUUAGUACUGUUACUGCUAGGAAAAGGAGCUGACAUCAACAUUCGGAGCACAGAGGGAUGGUCAGCUCUGCAUUAUGCAGUUCAUCACAAACAAAUAGCAAUUGCAAAGUUUUUGAUCGACAAAAACGUUGACGUGAACUCUUUGAACAAAAACAAAUGGAAUGCACUUCAUAUUUCCUGUAAUAAUGGUGAUGUUGAUAUGACGAAAGUUUUAAUACAGAGAGGUGCUCAGCUUGAUAUACAGACAAACGAAGACAAAACUCCUUUACAUUUGGCUGCUGCUGGAGGACACGCAAAGGUUGUAAACAUUUUAACUGAAAAUUUGAUCAAAAAGUCUCCUUUGAACAGUAUGAUCUGCAAUGCAUAUCAAACUGCUGUCCGUUAUGGCCAUAGGUCUGUGGAGGAAAUACUAAUCAAAAAAUUUCCCGAACUCGCUGACGAUACAAUAUAUGUCAAUGAUCCGCUAAUCCACUUUGCGGCUCAGGAAGGAAUGUUUAAAAAAGUCAAAACAUUGCUCGACGGUGGUGCUAAAGUUGAUGCAUUGAAUAUAACCAAGCGAACAGCUCUGCAUCUUAGUGCAUCUGCUGGUCAUCGCCUUAUUGUUGAAUUGUUGCUUGUAAAAGGUGCAACCAUAAACAUUGCUGAAAUAAAUGGUUGGACUCCGCUUCAUUUUGCAUGCCAAAAUGGCCACAAAGAGGUUGUGCAGACUUUGAUCAAAAAUAAUGCCAAGCUUGAAAUACUGAAUAACAAUAACUGGACAGCUCUUCAUCUUAGUGCAUUCUACGGUCACUGCGCUAUUGUGAAUUUACUGCUCAAAAACCGUGCAAACGUAAAUGCUGUUGGUGAACAUGCUAUGACGCCAUUGUUUUCGGCAUGCCAGAAUGGUCACAAAGAUGUAGUGCAGACUUUGAUUAAAAGAGGCGCCAACAUUAACGCAUUGAGUCACAAUAAAUUGACAGCUCUGCACAGAAGCGCUGCAGAAGGUCUCUACGAUAUUGUAAAUUUGCUGCUUGAUAAAGGUGCAAACGCUAACGCUGUUGACAUUGGUAAAUGGACGCCACUUCAUUGGGCAUGUCAGAAUGGUCAUACAGAAAUUGUGGAGAUAUUGAUCAAGAAAGGUGCAAACAUUGGCGCAUUAACUAACAAUAGAUGGACAGCACUUCAUAAAAGUGCUUCCAAAGGUUACUGCGAUAUUGUGGAAUUAUUACUUGACAAAGAUCUAAAUGUCAACGCGAUGGAAAUAAAUAAUCUGACACCACUUCAUUGGGCAUGUCAAAAUGGUCACAAAGGAGUUGUGGAAACUUUGAUCAAAAGAGGUGCAAACAUUCACGCAUUGACUAUUACCAAAUGGACAGCGCUUCAUGAAAGUGCCUCCAAAGGUUACUACGAUAUUGUUGGUUUACUAAUUGAUAAAGGUGCAAACGUCAACGCUAUUGACACAGAUACAUGGACACCGCUUCAUUGGGCAUGUCAUAGUGGCCAUAAAGAUGUUGUGGAGACUUUAGUUAGAAGAGGUGCCAACAUUGACGCAUUGACUCACAAUAAUCGGACAGCUCUUCAUGUAAGCGCUUCCAGAGGUCACAGCGUUAUCGUUGAUUUACUGCUUGAUAAAGGUGCCAACAUACACGCCGUUGACAAGGAUAAAUGGACAACGCUACAUUGGGCAUGCAAGAAUGGUCAUAAAGAGGUUGUUAAUGUGUUGCUAGGAAAAGGUGCCAACAUUGACGCGUUGACUCACGAUAAUUGGACAGCUCUUCAUGUAAGCGCUUCCAGAGGUCACAGCGUUAUUGUAGAUUUACUGCUUGAUAAAGGUGCCAACAUACACGUCGUUGACAAAGAUAAAUGGACUACUCUACAUUGGGCAUGCAAGAAUGGUCAUAAUGAGGUUGUUAAUGUGUUGCUAGGAAGAUGUGCCAACAUUGACGCGUUGACUCGCGAUAAUUGGACAGCUCUUCAUGUAAGCGCUUCCAGAGGUCACAGCAUUAUUGUAGAUUUACUGCUUGCUAAAGGUGCGAACAUUAACGCUGUCGAAAUAGAUAAAUGGACACCGCUGCAUUGGGCAUGCCAAAACGGUCAUGAAGAAGUUGCCGAGAUAUUGCUCAGACGUGGCGCCAAAAUUGACGCAUUAACUCACAAUAAUUGGACAGCCCUUCAUAAGAGUGCUUCCAUAGGUCACUCUGCUAUUGUAGAUUUACUACUUGAUAAAGGUGCGAACGUAAACGCUGUUGAGAUAGAUAAAUGGACACCGCUCCAUUUGGCAAGCCAGAAUGGUCAUGAAGAAGUUGCCAAGACAAUAAUAAGAAGAGGUGCCAAAAUUGUCGCGUUGACGAAUGAAAACUGGACGGCACUUCAUGCGAGUGCAUUUGCUGGUAGCAGUGUUAUUGUUGAUUUACUGCUUGAUAAAGUUGCGAACGUCAACACUGUUGAAAUUAAUAAUUGGACACCGCUUCAUUGCGCAUCCAUGAAUGGGCACAAAGAAGUAGUGGAGACCUUAAUUAAAAGACGUUCCAACAUAAACGCUUUGAAUAAAGAUAAGUGUACAGCUCUUCAUGUUAGUGCUUCGGCAGGUCACCUCGUGGUUGUAGAUUUACUACUCGAUGAAGGUGCACAUGUUGACGCUGUUGAAAAAGAUAAAUGUACGCCGCUUUACAAGGCAUGUCGAAAUGGUCACAAAGCUGUCGUGGAGACUUUGAUAAGAAAAGAUGCUAACAUAAAUGCACGGACACACCAUAAAUGGACAGCUCUUCAUGUAAGUGCAUCUGUAGGUCACUGCGAUAUUGUAGAUUUUCUACUCGAUAAAGGUGCUAAAGUGAACGCUACAGAAAGAAAUAAAUGUACACCGCUUCAUUUAGCAAGCAAACAUGGGCACAAAGCUGUCGUUGAGACUUUAAUAAGACGAAGUGCCAACAUAAAUGCAUGGAGUCAUAAAAAAAGGACAGAUUCAGUGCAUAAAAGCAGUGUACACGCUAACACUGUAGAAAUAGACAAAUGGACACCGCUUCAUAUGGCGUGUAAGAAUGGUCACAAAGAUGUUGUAGAGAUUUUGACAAGAGCAGAUGCCAAUAUUGAAGCAUUGACACAGAAAAAAUGUACAACUCUACAUGUAAGUGCUUUCGAAGGCCAUCGCCAUAUUGUAGAAUUUCUACUUGAUAAAGGUGCUAACGUAAAUGCGGUUGAAAUAGAUAAUUGGACGCCGCUUCAUUUGGCAAGCCAAAAUGGUCACAAAGACGUAGUGGAGACCUUAAUCAGGAAAGAUGCCAACAUUAAGGCAUUGACACGACAUUCAUGGACAGCUCUACAUGUUAGCGCUUUCAACGGUCACAGUGCUGUUGUGAAUUUACUGCUUGAUAAAAAUGCAAACGUAAACGCUGUUGAUAAGGACAAAUGGACACCGCUUCAUUGGGCGUGUCAAAACGGUCGCAGACAUGUUGUGGAGACUUUACUUAAAAGACGUGCCAACAUUGGCGCAUUAACACAAAAUAAUUGGACAGCUCUUCAUGCUAGUGCUUACGAAGGUAACUGCAUUAUUGUAAACCUUCUACUUGAUAAUGGUGCAAAUGUUCACGCUGUUGAUACAGAUAAAUCAACGUCACUACAUUUGGCAUGCGAAAAUGGGCACAAAGAGGUUGUUGAGGCACUGAUCACGCGAGGUGCCAACAUUGAAGCAUUAACUCACUCCAAAUGGACAGCUGUACAUAAGAGUGCUUCCAAAGGUCACUGUGAUAUUGUAGAAUUCCUGCUUGAUAAAGGUGCAAACGUAAACGCUGUUGAAACAGAUCAGUGGACACCGCUUCAUUGGGCAUGUCAGAAUGGGCAUAAAGAUGUGGUUGAGGUACUGAUCAAAAGAAGUGCCAACAUCGAGGCAUUGACCUACAAUAAGUCGACAGCACUGCAUAAGAGUGCUUCCAAAGGUCACUGUGAAAUUGUAGACUUAUUGCUCGAUAAAGAUGCAAACGUAAACGCCGUCGAAAAAGAUAAAUGGACACCGCUUCAUCUGGCAUGUCAGAACGGUCACAGAAACGUUGUGCAGACUUUGAUUCUACGAGGUGCCACGAUUGAUGCAUCAACACAAAAUAAUUGGACACCUCUCCAUGUAAGUGCUUACAAAGGUCACUGUGAUAUAGUAAAUCUACUACUUAAUGAAGAUGCAAAUGUCCGCGCUGUUGCAACAGAUAAAUCAUCACCGCUUCAUUUGGCAUGCGAAAAUGGGCAUACAGAGGUUAUUGAAGCACUGAUUAGACGAGGUGCCGACAUUGAAGCAUUGACACAAAAUAAAUGUACUGCACUUCACGUAAGCGCAUCCAAAGGUUACUGUGGUAUUGUAGAUAUACUGCUUGAUAAAGGUGCAGACAUGUACGCUGUUGAUAUAGAUGAAUGGACACCGCUGCAUUGGGCAUGCCAUAAUGGUCACAAAAAAGUUGUGGAUACUCUGAUACGAAAACGUGUCAACAUUGAGGCAUUGACUCUAGAAAAAUGUACUGCACUUCAUGUAAGCGCUUCCAAAGGUCACUAUGAAAUUACCGAAUUAUUGCUUGAUAGAGGUGCAAACGUUAACGCUGUCGAAAUUGAUAAAAGAACUCCGCUUCAUUUGGCAAGCCAGAAUGGGCACAAAGAUAUAGUGGAGACUUUAAUCAGAAAAGGCGCAAACGUUAACGCAUUGACACAGGAUAAAUGGACUGCUCUCCAUUUAAGUGUAUUAGAAGGGCACAGAGAUAUUGUCGAUUUACUGCUUGAUGAAGAGGCAAAUAUAAACGCAGUUAAUGAAGACGAAAUAACGCCACUCUAUUUGGCGUGCCAGAUUGAUGUCAAAGAGGUUGUGAAGACUUUGAUACGAAGAGGUGCAGCCUUUGUCGAAUUAACUCACAAUAAAUGGACAGCUCUUCACGAAAGUGCUUCUAAAGGUUACUGCGCCAUUGUAGGGUUACUACUCGAUAAUGGCGCGAAAGUAAAUGCUGUUGAAGUAAAUCAAUGGACGCCACUUCAUUUGGCAAGUCAGAAUGGCCACAAAGAUAUUGUGGAUAUUCUGAUUCGCAGAGGUGCCAACAUUAAUUCAUUGACUCAAAAUGAAUAUACAGCUCUUCAUUUGAGCGCUUCCAGAGGUCACUGCGAUAUUGUAGAAAUAUUACUUGAUAAAGGUGCAAACGUAAACGCUGUUGAAAUCGAUAAGAAGACCCCACUUCAUUUAGCAAGCCAGAAUUGUCAUAAAGAUGUAGUGGAUGUGUUGAUUAAAAGGUAUGCCAACAUAAAUGCAUUGACGCAAAAUAAUUGGACUGCUCUUCAUGUAAGUGCGUCCGAAGGUCACUGCGAAAUUGUAGAUUUACUGCUUGAUAAGGGUGCAAACCUAAACCCUGUUGGGAUUGACAAAUGUACACCGCUUCAUCUGGCAUGCCAGAACGGCCACAAAGAUGUAGUGGAUGUGUUGAUUAAAAGAGAUGCCAACAUAAAUGCAUUGACACAAAAUAAUUGGACUGCUCUUCAUGUAAGUGCUUCCAACGGUUAUUGCGAUAUUGUAGAUGUACUGCUUGCUAAAGGGGCAAACGUAAACGAAAUAGGAAUAGACGGAUGGACACCGCUUCAUUGUGCUUGUCAAAAUAACCACAAAAAUGUAGUGGACAAAUUGAUUGAGAGGGAUGCCAACAUUAAAGCAUUGACUCAGAAUAACUGUUCAGCCCUGCAUGUAAGUGCUUCUGCAGGUCACUGUGAAAUCGUACAGUUACUUCUUGAUAAAGGUGCUAAAUUGAACGCUGUCGAGAAUGACAAAUCGACCCCACUGUAUUCAGCAUGCCAGAAUGGCCACCAAGACGUAGUGAAGGUUUUGAUAGGAAAAGGUGCUAACAUCAAAGCAGUGAAUCGCAAAAGUUGGACAGCUCUUCAUGUUAGUGCUUUCAAAGGUCACUGCUUCAUAGUAGAAUUGUUACUUAAUCAAGGUGCAAAAGUGAACGCUUCCGUCAAAGACAAAUCAACACCGCUACAUUUAGCAUGCCAAAAUGGUCACAAAGAUGUAGUGGAGACUUUGAUCGGGAGAAGUGCCAACAUUGACGCAUUGACUAAGGAAAAUCGCACAGCGCUUCACGUAAGCGCUUCCAAAGGUCACAACGACAUUGUAGACUUACUGCUUGAAAAUUGUGCAAACGUAAACGCCGUAGAUGUUAAUAAAAUGACCCCGCUACAUUUGGCAAGCCAGAAUGGACACACCGAUGUAGUGGAGACUUUGAUUAGAAGAAGAGCCAACAUUGACGCAUCGUCACAUUAUAAAUGGACAGCUCUGCAUAAAAGAGCUUCCAAGGGUUAUCGCAUCAUUGCAGAUUUAUUGCAUACUAAAAGUGUAAACUUUAACGCUGUUCGAAUAGACAAAUGGACAAAUGGCAAACGCAAACACUCUAGUUUUGAAUAGAACCACAACAGAAUGAAUUAUUCAUUUUGACAUUUCUUCUCUUCACACUCUCAUAGUAAAUCAAUUGAAUUUGGGUGAAAUGAUAAUGUUACGCACUCAGUAUUUCCCCUGAAUUGCUUAUCCCCAACAGUUCCCGAAACAUGCGGAUCUUUGGCGCAGCCAAAACCCUUCGUCAUUACAUCAGCAAUUUCGACGAUCAGGGCGAUACAAGGUUGAUUGUCCUCGAAGAUGCUGAUUGGCUCCUUCACGAAAAUAGAGUUAAGAAACUAUAGAGGACGAAUGUCGCUGCUGUUCCCUUUGUUCUCGUUUGCAUACAUGUCGGGUAUCUAUCUGUCAAACUGCAUACUUUUUCGCUUUGACACUUAUAUCCCGGCCUAUCUCCGCCAGCAAGAGAUGUUGCAGCAGCGACGCCAGCGACAUUCUUCCUCUAUAGUUUAUUAACUCUAUUUUCACGACCGUUCCAAUAGAGCUGAGCAAGUUCGACAUACAUACCAAUUCACAACUCGCCAGACACAGUGCAACGAGCGUUAAUGAUUAAUCAUGAAUUUAAUCAUGAUUAAUGAUAAUGAUUUAGAUUAAUCAAAAAUCAUUAAUCAUAAUCACAUUUUUGCCUUUCUUGUACACUAAGUGUACUGGAAAGGCUAUAUGGUCACUCCAAAAAUGACUUUUUGAUAGAAGGCCCGGAGGGUCGAGUCACAUAUCCCAAUCAACUCAGCUCGACGAAUUGAGGUGAUGUCUGUGUGUAUGUAUGUGUGUGUGUAUGUAUGUUAGAGUGGGUCAACGUUGUAUGGAGAAACUUUAAAUUUGACCGCAUCAACCCGGAACAAAGCUUUUUUGACUCCUUUUUGCGUCCAAAACAACUGUGCAAAAUUUGAGAGCGAUUGGUUGCGUCCCCGUAUUCCGCUUUGCGAUUGAAGUUUGUAUGGAAUUUAGUAUGGGAAAACGUACUUUUUUGCAUUUUACUCAUAAGUUGAAUUCUUUUGUCUAAUACCGUUUAACUAAUGACGUUAAAGUAUAGUCUAGGAUAUACCGGAAAACUUUGCCGAAGACCGCAAAGUGAUCCGACGCUUGUGAAAAAAGUUAUUCGCUUGGUAACUUAGGCCAAAAAUUGAGAUUUUAUUAUUGAUGUUAUUCCUUUACAUGUUAAAUGAUAAGCACCACCAGGCAAUCUGUGCGUUAUAACUUUUUUCACAAGUGUCGGAUCACUUUGCGGUCUUCGGCAAAGUUUUUCGGCAUAUCCUAGGCUAUGCUUCAACGUCAUUAGUUAGAUAGUUUUAGACGAAAAAAUUCAAUUUAUGAGAAAAAUGCGAAAAAGCACGUUUUCCCAUACUAAAUUCCAUACAAACUUUAAUCGCAAAGCGGAAUACGGGGACGCAACCAAUCGCUCCCAAAUUCUGCACAGUUGUUUUGGACGCUAAAAGGAAUCGAAAAUGCAUUGUUCCAAAAAAUCGACUUUGUUGACCCAGUCUAAUGUAUGUGUGUAUGUGUGUAUGUGUGUGUACAAAAAAAUCACAUCACUUUUUGGCAGUAAACCUCAACCGAUUUUAACGACCGACGGUUCAUUCGACGCGGAAUCUGGUCCCAUUGUUUCCUAUUGAAAAUGGUUCGGAUCGGUCCAGCCGUUCCGGAGUUAUGGCCAUUUAGGUGUUCCGGACCGGUACCCCAGGAAGGGGCCAGAUAUGAAAAUGCUACAACCCUAUGCAUGCGACACAUAAAACCGCGACAUUUUCCAUAACCUGAUGAACGGCAUACGUGCCAACUUGUGACGUAGUUGGGGGGGGGGCGAGGCCUCUCAAAAUAAACCAAAUUCGUAAAAUUUCGACGCAAUUCAUCUAGUUUAGGCAUAUUUACGUGAAAACUAGUGUAUUGAGCUAAAAAAAGUUGAAUUUUGUCCAAUUUUGGAGAGCUUCGCCCCCCCCCAACUACGUCACAAGUUGGCGCCUAUGAUGAACGGUAUGCAGGAAAAUACUCUCAGACCAUAUCUGAACCGGUAGUGUUCCAGAACCGGUUCCGGGUGUCCCGUCGGAAGUGGCCAAAUAAAAAAGUGAACCAAAUCCAUGCAUGCGACACAUCAAAUAGCGGCUUUUUCGAUAACCUGAUAAACGGCUAGCAAGACAAUUGGCUCACACCACAUUAGAAACUACAGGUAGUGUUCCGGAACCGGUUCCGAGCGUCGCGCCGGAAUUCUGAACCGGAGGUAUUCCGGAACCGAUUCCGAGUGUCCCGCCGGAAGUGGCUAAAUACAUAAGUGAACCAAAGUAAUGCAUGCAACACAUCAAAUUGCGGCUUUUUCGAAAACCCGAUGAACGAUUAGCAAGAAAAUAGAACCAGACUACAUUAGAAACUACCGGUAGUGUUCCGGAAUCGGUUGCAGUUGUCCCGCCGGAAAUGGUCAAAUGUAAAAGAGAACCAAACCCAAGCAUGUGACCAUUGGCGUAACUAGAGGGGGGGCCAGGGGGGCCAGGCCCCCCCCAGAAUCCGCCAGGCCCCCCCCAGAAAUUUUUCAUGACUUUAUAUAUGAAAAUUAGAAAAAAUCUGAAAACCACUGUCGUGGUGACAAACAUAGAUCUAUAUUCUC